AUGUAUCGCGGGGACGCGGUCUCGGAUCCGCCGCCGCAGGGUUCAGGACCGCUGCGACCCACCCAGCUGCAAUUGCACCAGCAGUCGUCGCAACCGCCUCAGUUGUCGUUGCAGCAGCAGCAGCAACAACACUUGCAGCACGCUCAGCACCCCCAGCAUCCUCAGCACCACCCCCGAGGUGCCUACCAAAUACCGCAACCGUACGGCUCGAGCGUGGCACCCGCCGGUCCCCCCGGCUCCACCACGUCUGCGCCAAUCUCGACUGGCAGCUACGCGACGACCGGCGGCCAGCCACAAGUGCCCGUGCCAGCAGGAGGGCCAUCGAUGAUGCAUGCACGCAUGUACACACCACCACAUCAGGGUCAUGCCAACCAUCCUCAUCACUUGAUGCAGCAGCAGCAGCAGCAGCAGCAGCAGCAGCAGCAGCAGCAGCAGCAGCAGCAGCAGCAGCAGCAGCAGCAACAACAACAACAACAACAACACCAUGUGCAGCAGCAGCAGCACCAGUUGCAUCAACAGCGAAUGUCAAGUCUGCCCGUCUUCGUGUCACCCUCGACUGCCGUUCCGGCUCAGGCUCAGGCGUCGAGCAGCAACGCCAUCGGACCCCCACCUCAUGGCUCGUACGGACCGAGUGAUGCACGCUCGCUCCACAGCAGUCCGGUGAUGGUCCAUCCUUCGCUCCAACGUGUCGCCAUGGUCAAUGGUUCUCAGAUGCAGCUGCAACCGCAACAACAACAACAACAGCAGCAGCAGCAGCAGCACCACCCUCAAACUCACCCACACGCAGCGGGUCAAUUAGGCCCGAACGGUCCCUCCGCCGCAGCUGGCCCAUCAUCCUACGCGACGCGUGCCUCGCCUUCGCCAGCCAAGCAGCAGUACCAUCAGGUUCAGCACGAGCAUCAACAACAGCUCCAACCGCCCUCGUCGCCGCACAAUGCGUCUCACCAUCAGCCUCCGCAGCAACAGCAGCAACAGCAGCAGCAGCAGCAGCAGCAGCAGCAGCAGCAGCAGCAGCAACACCAGCCAGUCCAGCAGCCGCAACAAGCCCAAUCACAACGGCUGCAACCCGGUUCCGCAGCGGGUCCUCAGUCUUGGAACCGGCCGGUCUCUCCGGUAGAUGGGCGGUAUCCCGACAACAGUUUUGUCACCGAGCGGGACGGGCGACUUGCAGCAACAUCACGAUCGGCCAGUUUCGUCGUAUCACCGCGGCCACCACCGCCGGCUGAACCUCCGUCCCAACCCCAGCCCCAUCAUCCCAACUCGCACCCGAGCUCAGAGCAAGCUCAAGCCCAAGGUCAACAAUCUGCCCCAUUAGGCUCUGGUGAUCUACGUCCCAUUUUCCAGUGUGUUCCCUUGUCACCGGAUUUUGGCCGCUCACCCGUUUCACGUCUUCAUCCUGGCUGAUUUUGUACCCCUUUUCCGCACAGCUCUUACAUCUUUGACUACCUCCAGAAGAGCGGUCUUCACACGGCAGCUCAUGCAUUCUUGCGCGACGUGCCGACGACACCAAUCAGACCUCUCGGGCCGGGUCAAGUUCAUCCCGCAUCAUACAAGGGGAAGGGUCGCAUGCAAGAAUCAAACCCCUCCGGGAACUCGCCAGAGAUCGACCCCCGGACAAUACCUCAAGCGAACGUGCGAAUCGAGUCGCCUGCCGGGUUUCUGUUCGAGUGAGUGCUUCAUGGCCUGUGUACUUUACUAGAUGCCCCGUUUGCUGACCCGAGUCGUUUUUGCACAGGUGGUGGACAAUAUUUUACGAGGUGUUUCGACAACGUGCCGGGCCCAACGGCGUACUGUCAUCGCGCGGACUGGUGGACAUGUCCCACCAUGCGAUCGAUGUCGGUACAAGAAACAGUAGUGGGCCACCGGUGAGCAGUGAAUAUCCCUUAGCCCGUCUGAUUCGAGCCAGAGUGGGAGCUCACGCCGUCUGCUUCCUCGACUUGGGGCCUGAAUAUUUAGCGUGGUUCGACGCCUGUGAACUCCCAACAGCAAUCGCCGCGAAGAGUGACAGCAGUGCCACCUGGCCCACAGCAGCAACAGUACCACCACCACCACCAGCAGCAGCAGCCACCAGCACAGUACCAGGGCAGUUUUACAGGCCAGCCUUCACCGUAUCCGAGUGCAUCCGCUGCCACCCCGACAUCGGGGAGGCAGCCGCCGCCGCAACGGGUCAUCAUUGCCCCUGGCGGCUCCUAUGGUCCAGGUCAAGGUGGGCCCAUUUCAGGCGGUGAACAGAACUCGAACGCAUACUCGACACCGGGAGGUGCAGCGCCUCAGCAACACGCGACAUUACAGGUCAGCCAAGCCGGCCAAUUACCGCAGCAGCGGGGGAUCAUGGCGAAUACGAUGGGUGGACCCGGUGGGCCGCCGGGUGGACCGCAUCAGACACAGAUGCAACAGGCGCAACCUCCAGGUCCACUUCAGAGGCAGAUGAGCCACCGACCCGCUCCGGCGCAGUAAGUCUGACGCGACCGAUUCCAGUUGAAUUACGGGCUUGCCGACUGACCUUACUUUGCCACUUCGCUCGCUAUAGGGGUUCGCACCCUUCGCAGUCGGCGCCAGGUGGGCAAAACGCUGGAUUGGCACCUCAAGGGCAGCGACCGGCCUACCCGCAGCCUUCGGAGCAGCAGCAGCGAUUCGAUGCGCACAACGGGGCUAUGGAGAUGCACGGAUCAGCCGCGGUGUACUCGGGUGAUCGUCAGGGUCUGACCAAUGGGGCUCGACAUCAUCCGGGCCAGCCACACAUGUCGAAACAGCAGCCGCAGCAGCAACAUCAACAACCUGCGUACCCGGGGCCACCUCAGCAAAGUGCGUACCACUCGCACGCGCAAGCUCAAUCGCAGAUGGAGAACCAGCGACAACCCGGGCCCUCCCCGCUUCCGGUCGGCGGUCCCUCACCGGGCCAUCAGUAUCCUCAUGCGAAUGCAGCCGUCGCAAGCUCUGCGGAACUGUCGUCGCAAGCCCAGGCUUUAGCUCUGCAGCAGCAGCGGAUCAUGUUGGCGAACCGGCGGUCGCCUCCAACCGGGCCAGGCGCCACGAUGCAGUCGAAUGCGCCAAGAAUGCACCCCUCGGGGAUCGAUGUCAACAGCAACCCGCCCUCUCCAGCGAAGCGAUUUGUCGCGGCCAAAGGGGGCCCUGUUAACGGGAAUGACCCACAGGCACAGCACUCUCAACCUCCGCUGGUUGUUAAUACUUCGUCCCCGUACACGAAUGGCGCUCAGGACAGCUACGGCAGCCCAGUGCGACCUGAUCAGUACGGCGGCAACUAUCAGCCCGUCGGACUUGCCCCUACGCCAGAAUCCUCUUCACUUUACCCAAGUGCUGAUGAUGCCUCGUUCCGGCGCAUGGCCUCCUUGCCUGACCCGAAUCACCUCAACGGGGCCUCAGCCAUGACGAACGCAGCCAGUCCCCACGCCCCACCCUCGUCUACUCCAGGGGCCCAACAAGGUAAUGGGGUCAACGGGAACUCGCGGCCCUCCUCGACAACACCGCGUAUCCAGGCGGUCGAACCGACUGUUGCGCUGCAGCAAGAGAUUUCCCGCUCGCAACUGCAAGCGCACCAGUUGGAAGGGCAGAUGCCCGCGCCCGCGCUCCGGAAUGCGUUAACACCUUCUGCAAGUGCCGGCGGAUCCAGGACACCUGCGGCGACGCCCGGCGCGAAUGGACUCGUCGGAGCACCCGAGACACCUAGCCAAUACGUCACUUCGCCAACGAUGCUUCGAACGCCGACUCCUCAGACCUCAAGCGGCAUUUCUCCGCACGCGAUGACCUCAGCCACGACGCCAGGCUCAAUUCCCGUGGCGCUGAAGCAAAGCAAUACGACGACCGCGAAGCGGAAGCGAGAAGUGGCCAAGGAAGCUUCGGCCGCAACCAAGAAGUCUCGAGCUGCCUCUGCUGCAAUUGCGAAGCCGCCUCCGAGGAGCGGGCCGAACGAACGCAAACGCUCUCUCUCGACCGCCUCGGCGACUACGCCGGCCAAUGUCGCGUUGCCAUCGACGCCCUCUCCGGCCUUGGGUGAUACCCCUCUGCCAGUGUCCACGCCGGCACCGACGGGCAUCGUGGCCACCGAGUCGACGGAGACGGGCCCAAUUCCGUCCGGUGCAGCCGUCGCAUCACCUCAGCACCUGUCGGAUUCGUCCAUCUUCUACAACCCUGCGACCUUAGAGGCUUCCGAUCCGAUCUCGAAACUCGGCAGCACCACGGGUGGUGCUUUCUACACAUUGGACGAGGGGGGCUCGACGGGCUCGGAGACUGGGGGAGUCAACGGAAACGGAACCGGGACCGGAGCUGGAGCUGGAACCAUGAUGUCGGACGAGAUCGACGCAUUGUUCGCGACUUCGACCAAUUCUCUCGGAUCGGCCGUUCCGGAUCAAGGGCAGUUCGUCGACUACACCUCGUUCUUCAACGGGGCCAACUUUGAUGGUUUCGAGAGCUUCGACCUGACGGCUUGA
This is a messenger RNA of Microbotryum saponariae, 4448 nucleotides long. The record is from the annotation of a GenBank genome assembly. NCBI's taxonomy places the organism in Eukaryota, Fungi, Basidiomycota, Microbotryomycetes, Microbotryales, Microbotryaceae.